UCCACGUGAAAAAGCGCAGACAUGGCGCUGGCGAAGCGGGACCCAGAGAUCUUCCUGGCACAAAGGUUGGCUUCGAACGAAACGUCCAUUAGGAUUAGGGCUUUAAAGACGCUGAGGAAAUACAUCAGCCUCCGGUCUCAGAAAAUCGAAGGUGGUUUCACGAGUGAUGACUUGUUGAAAAUAUGGAAAGGACUUUUCUAUUGUUUGUGGAUGCAGGACAAGCCGCUUCUGCAGGAGGAACUCUCUGAUCAAAUAUCUGGACUGAUGAAUAGCUUCUGCACCACAGAGAGCCAGCUGCUGUAUUUUGAAACUUUUCUUCAGACUCUAAAGAGAGAAUGGAAUGGCAUUGACAGACUUCGCAUGGAUAAAUUUUUCCAGCUGGUUCGCUUUGUCUUCAGACAAGCCUUUGGGAUGCUCAAGAGGAAAGAAUGGGAAACCAGUAUGGUAAAUAAUUUUUUAAAGGUUUUCACAACGCACCUCUUGCAGAGCAGAGAAGGCAUUCCAAAUGGGCUUGUGUUACAUAUUCUGGACGUGUAUAUGACUGAAUUGGCUCAUAUUGGUUCUGCAGAGCUGACAGCAGAUCAGAACUUGACCUUCAUUGACCCUUUCUGCAACACCAUGGCUAAAAGCAAAGAUCGCCGACUGGUGACUUCAAUUUCCAAACACAUCUUCUCCAGCAUAGUAGACCAGGCCUCCUUUGCUAUAGAGGACCUGAGGAAGGAGCUGUGUGAAGGAAGAGGAGCAGAUUCCGACUCUGGUCAGGCUUCUGAAGAUGAGGAGGAAACUGUUGAGCAAGAUGAACUCAAGAUAAACUGGAGAGCUAAUGUGGUCAACGGUGUCCCAAAGAAAAGCAACCAAGGCAGUCAAGAUGAAAUUCCUAUUAUGGAGGAUGCACGUCCUGAUGAGGAACCAAACAAUGAAGACCCUGAGCAUGUUCUCCAAUUUGACUAUGGUGCAAUAGCGGAUCGGCUGUUUGAGUUGGGCAGUCGCAAGAAUGCAACAAACUUCAAUCGAACUAGAAUGUACAGCAUGGUGAAGAUAUUUCGUGACUUAAGUGAAGGUGUCUUCCCACAAGAUGAGGAUGAGGACGAGCCAGAUUCUUCAGAAGAUGAGCUGUUUAACCAGAAGAAGGACAAAAAGAAAAGAAGGAAACGAAAGGGAGCUGAAGAAGGAACUUUAGCCAAGAAGCACAAAGAGAGUUUUGCUGCCAAGUUGGCUGUACUCCCACAAAAAAGUGAAUAUUAAACAUCAUCUUGAGCAGUUUUCUGGUAGGAUCAGCUCCAUCACAGAAUCAGGAUUUUCCCUGCCAAUUUAAGAUGGGUUUCCCAAGGGUUUCUUUAAUCUGCCGACAUAAACCAUUUUGAAUUUGUAUAAUCUACUUUACUUGCAGCAGGGCAAUUUUCUUAGUACAUUUAUACAUAGCUAGUGGUUACAAAGAACUUCUCAUUGGUGGAGGUUUCCAGCUUAGUGCGAUCAGAUCCAGAGUCUACAGCAUAAUCUGCCCGAUUAUGUAGUUUCCUUUCCUAUUUUAGUGGGGAUCAAACCAAGAUACAGCUCUAAAGCACAACUGUGCAGUACAUUGUAAAAUUACACUUCUUGUUGAUGAACUCUACAGGGGACCCAGUCUUAGAUAAGCAAAAAGUGAGCAACUUUUAAAACAUGUUAAGAGAGAAUACAUGGUAUAAUUUUGUGCUGUCAAAUACCCUAUUUGCCAAAAGCUCCUGAUAACCAUAUAGGUUCAUUCAUCUUUCUGGACCAAUCUGCACAAGAUUUAAUAUUUACUAUCUACAGUCACACAACUGAAGUCCUCUUCAACAGGACUAAAACAGGAUUUGGGCUUACCCUAGGGGAUAUUGUUCUUAAAAAGGUUCACUCCAUUUGUACUUGCCACUCUCUACUUCAAAUUAAAAAAAAUAGUAUACAAAUUUCAUGUAUUCAAAGCAAAUUUAUCUAAAAUGGAGCCCUGCGACAAACGCAAAGGCCACAUGGAUACACGUUUUUGUUAUAUUCCAGUCUAGAGCAGUUCUGUGGAAAAUGUACUCCAAAUCAUGAGCUUCUGUCCUUAAUACUGGCUUAAAAAGUUUAAAUCCAUAAUGGAGUAAAUCAAUUGAAGUUAAAUAUUCAACAAUAUGGCCCCAGUUAACAGCCCCAAAGUGCAUGUAUUUUUUUUCUUAGUUAAUUUUUAUGUAAGCCUUUUCUUUGACACUAUUAUUGGAUGGAGAGGUGCAUGGGCUUUAGAAUGGGGAGUGCAAGAUUAAUUUAGAAUAAUAUGGACCAUCGUUGUCCUCGGAGCUUAUACUGAAGCUAGUGCGCACAUACAAAAAACCCAGACAAAGGUUAAGCAACUAAUACCAGAGUCAACCAAUGCUAUAAAUAUUUGUACAUCAUCCCAAGGUCUCUUACACAUUUACGUAAAGCAUUUUUUAAAACUGUGCCAAAGUAUCAUGCAGAGAUCAAGAAUAGCAAUAUCUUCAAGGAAUUGAAUUUAGCUAGCAAGAGUGUAAAUUUCUCCUUACCAGUGUAGGCCUCUUAAAACUCUAUAGAAAAGUGUUACGUUUGAAAGUCUGAAAUGGUGUGUACCUUGAUGCUGGACAGUGGUGCGCUCCAGCCUUUUGGUUUAGUUUUACAGAAGAGUGGAUUGGGGGGAGUCAUUUUGCCCUCAAAGGAGAUAAAGUUAGCUUCUUGUAAGCCUUUCUUCAUCUUCAGUUUCUUUUUGGGUAUUACAGUAGUGGACCACUCAACAUCCUCAUGCUCUUUGGUUAUGCAGUUGUCCUUUGUAGGCUGAACUCCCAUAUUCAGCUCUCCUGUCAGACACACUGCCAACUGCACCUUUCGUUUCUGGGUUUUCUUCUUUUGAAGUGGCGUGGGAGUACUGGAAGACCGUUUGACUGCAUUAGUCUGUGCUGCACACAAUGCAUCUACAGACUGCUCCAUGUCUACUCCGAAUUCUUGCUCUUGUGAUGAAAUGCAUUUCUUUUUCUUUUGUUUCUUCGUUGAUCUGAGUUUAGAGUGUUUAACAGCAUCUGCAUUUAAUGCUUCUAUGCAAUUAAUCUUGGUGUCUGUGCAGUCAGAUGACAUGUCCACAUCUCCACAACUUGCGGUUUCUCUAGAUUUACCUUUUGAUUUCAGUUUCUUGCUUUUCUUGUUCAUCAACAAGGGAGCAGUAGUAUUUGAUGACUGACAUCCUGUUGUAAUCACCACAGCAGCUGGUGGGUGUGGGGAAACGUAUUCUGCUUGAACAUCUGCACAAGUCUUCUCUAGUAAAGAAUUAACGAUCUUUGCAUCAGCUCUCAUUUUCAUAAUCAUCUUUUUCUUGUGCUUUGUUUUUUUCCUCAGCACGCAGGUAGCACUGUUGGUCUGAUCUUCUGAUGGGCACAUUUGUAGAGGCAAUGCUCUACUCGGAUCUGCCGGCCUUUUAUUUGUGCAUCUCUUCAGUGGCACUUCAGCUUCUCUGCUCAUUUUAACAUCCACCCCUUUUGUGCUCUCUUCACCUGCUAGCACACUUUUCUUUUUCUUAUUCUUCAGAGGAGUAUGAUCACUGAACUCCUCCAGAUGCUGGCUGUUUUCAAGGAUGUCAGAGGCACACUCCGAGAUUUGCUUUCCAGCCCUUUUUUUGGGGGGCUUUUUUCCGUUGCUAGAUAGAGUUGUGGUUUGCUCCUUUCCGCCUUUGUCCUCUGCUACUGUCUUUGGAAUUGGGUGCCUUUUAACCCCUUCAUCAACAAGAAUAAGUUCUUUAUUCAUGUCUUUUGAAAUUAACAGAGAUUGAGGUGCUGCUUCUUCCCCAACAUCCGGUAUAUCCGACUUCAGCUUUUUGCCUUUCCUUUUUUUGUCUUUGCUGUUUGCCUUCACUUGCCUUUGUAACCCUAGUUCAUCAUCCUGGGCUUGUGAUUCGCCAUCAUCUGCUGAAGUGCUUGAUGCAUUAAUUUGGUUUGCUUCGCUUGGCUUCUCACCAACUACACAAGCUGCUAGAUGGAAAUGAAGAGAAAAGACUUUUUUAAAGCCACUGUUGACCAGUCGCACAUUUCCAGAAAGUUUCUUAAUUCACUGAACAGUAAAAAGGACGAAGUGUCACAAUAUAAUCUAUUAACAACUGCACUUUUAGUUAGUUAUCAAAACUAUCAUUUAAGAUUCUGUGGUUCCCCAGUUCACUCAAACCUGUAGAAAUUAUCUACAGUCGUGGCCAAAAGCUGAGACUAACACAAAUUUUGGUUUUCACAAAGUUUGCUGCUUCAGUUUUUAUGGUGUCAAUUUGUAUUAACUCUAGAUUGUGAUGUGAUGCACUGCAGCCACUGAAUUUCAGCCCUGCCACAAAAUGGCCUGCUAACAUUUUAGUGAUCUCAUUAACUCAGGAGAAAGAGCACAAGGCAGAUGAUAUCACCAUCAUGCUGAUUAGAAGAGCAGACUGGUUGAUGUUUUCAUCCAUUAACCAUGGUUACCUCCAAGGAAACACACAGUCAUCAUUGCACUGUAUAAAAAGGGCUUCACAGGGAAGCACAUUGCUGCUUGUAAGAGAGCACCUAACUCAACCAUUUAUCGAAUCAAGAACUUCAAGGAAAGAGGUUCAAUUGCAGUGAAGGCAGUUUGUGGGCACCCAAGAAAGUCAAGCAAGCGCCAGGACCGUCUCUCAAAGAGGAUUCAGCUACAGGAUCGGGUCACCACCAGUGCAGAGCAAAGGCAUGAAAUGCUUGUAAUUGCACUUCACUAUACCAUAUCAAACAUCUGACGCAAGCAAGCCAGCAAGCCCGACCGACCGACCGACAGACAGACAGACACAUACAUGCUUUGUAGGUAUAAACAGUAGUGGAUAAAGAUAAAAACCUUUUUUGUGGUUUUAUCAACAUUUUCCAGUGCUAAAUUACAAUACACUGUGCAAUAUUCACUGGAACAAUGUCAAUAGUUUCUAUAUACAAUGUCCAGUAUUUUAUUAUUGUGUGCAAUAUAUGUAUAUUCUUGUACUAUAAAUAUAUAUAUAAAAGAUA
Messenger RNA from Electrophorus electricus (electric eel), 4979 nucleotides. RefSeq names its product ribosomal RNA processing protein 1 homolog A-like. NCBI's taxonomy places the organism in Eukaryota, Metazoa, Chordata, Actinopteri, Gymnotiformes, Gymnotidae. Gene Ontology annotation, biological process: rRNA processing. The record is from RefSeq and is a predicted model, not a curated record. Gene Ontology annotation, cellular component: preribosome, small subunit precursor; nucleus.